This is a messenger RNA of Ceratitis capitata (Mediterranean fruit fly), 8649 nucleotides long. It is a transcript of the gene tefu, whose product is annotated as serine/threonine-protein kinase ATM. Gene Ontology annotation, molecular function: protein serine/threonine kinase activity; protein binding. The transcript has 35 exons. The coding region runs from base 235 to 8580 and encodes 2781 amino acids. Gene Ontology annotation, biological process: DNA repair. NCBI's taxonomy places the organism in Eukaryota, Metazoa, Arthropoda, Insecta, Diptera, Tephritidae. The record is from RefSeq and is a predicted model, not a curated record.
AAGUUAACCGCAACUUAAUUGUCAGAUGCGCCUUAACCGGACAUUGUGAAAAAGAAUUUUAUGCUACCUUUCGAUUAAGUUAUGAUAAGGUGCUUAACCGGAGAUGGUGAAAACGACCCUAAGCCUUGCAACAUGAAUGAACACAACAAUGAACAGCUGGUGUACUUUCCACAUAUUUGAACGAGCGGGAAAGGAAAUCACUGUUCAUAUGUUUGCUAAUUGUAUAAUACCAACAUGUCCUCUCAACUGCAACAAAUAGCAGCGUUAUUGCCGGAAUUGCGUUCUGAUAAGCCACCGACACGAAACAAAGCUGCAGAACGCUUAGACGUUAUUCUAGUGAACUCCAAGGACGACCUAAUACACAGACUUCGAGGCAAACAUGCGGAAGAUCUUACAUGGAGUGAUAUAUUUUGCAGCGCUGUAGAUGCAGUUCUCAAACACGCCGCCAAAGUUGUUGAGCUGAACGAUCAAAAAAGUAUUCAAGCUAUGCUUAAUAAGAAUCAUGUCUACCGAUCAGUUAUACAUAAAAUAAUUGAUUAUAAUUUAGAAAAUUCGAAUUAUUUUCUAAAGAAGUCUGUGAUUUAUCAAGCGUUUUGUAACGGUUUUAGCACAACCAGUGCAGUAAAAAUUUUUGGCAGUUUGUUUAUUCAAAUUCUUGAAAGGGGAAUUUACAAAUGCCCAUUAUAUGUUCGAGAAUUAAAAGUUGAGGAAUAUAGCAGCAUUCUGUCCAACCUCUUUGAAUUAUCCAUACCGGGGGAUGAGAUUCUUCACUUUGAAGUGUUGAGCUGUAUUGUAAAAACAAUUACACUGGCAGUGGAACACGUUCACAUACAAGACGAAAUUAUAGAUUAUUUUCCAGAGAUUUUGCCAUUUGCCCGAAGAGCUGGUGAUGAUCGAAAAAAAUCGGAUGUAAUAAAACUAUAUUACUUUUUUAUAUCACAGUUAGCUAUAGAUUAUCAUCAUACAGUUUGCGAAUCUCUGCAAGAAAUUUUACCAGUUUUAUGUGAUCUAUAUAUUGUACAACUGAAACCAGAUGUAAAAGAAAUGUUUUUUUCAUCUGUUUACUUUUCAAUACAUGCCAUAUACCCGAAUAUCAAUAGUGGUUGUUUUAAAAUGUCGCAAAUAGUAGUAAAAGAUAACUGGCCCAAAACUAUGAACAAACUAAAAUCAUUAGUAGAACUGGAAAUCAAAGAGCGGAAAAUGAUAACCCAACGUCCCAACCAUGCAGGACAAGAAAAAUGCUUUAAUCAAUUCAUCGAAGCGGCCUCUGAUAUUGUAUAUGUGGUAUUUUGGCAUAUUCAAAAUGAAAGCGUAGACCGAGAAAUAGAUGAGCCUGUAAAGAAAGUAGCAAAAGUUUCAGACAAAGUGGAUAUAAUAUUGCGUUUUGUUCAAGAAGAUAAAGUGGUUAACGAAAUCUGGUUUGCGAUUCUUGCCGCUGUCCUAAAAAACCAUCAUCACGUUAUAAAUCUCUCAAAUUAUCACGAAUUACUUCAAUUUAUUUCAACGGUGCUGAACAUAUCGGCCAGUGGAAUCAUCUGGCGUAGCAUAAGACGAAGUUUGUUAGCGAUUUUAUUGUUUGAAGAAAAAGAGUCAAGUAAUCGUGACAUUAAAACCUAUAUCAAUUAUUGUACGGAAACGUGGAAUAAAAUAGUAACAUUCUUAAUAUCAGAAUCAUCCGAAAAUAAUGAUAUUAUUGUAGAAAAGCAACUUUUGUUGCAAUCGUUAAUAAAUCAUCGAAAACUUUCGGCAGAAUCGAGUAACAGUUUAAUCCAAUCUAUCAUAAGUAACAGUGUUUUAAGGCGAACUGAAGCUUUUGAAACUAUUCGUCAAAUAUUGAUAAAUGCUUACAAUUGUGGAAUAGACAAGAAUUCGAUCACUAUUGAAAAGAUUUUAGUCUGGUCCUAUGAGGUGAACGAAAAAAUAAAUGCUCGGAGCAUGUUACUUAACAUUGCGCCCGUCGAUAUAAUGCUUAUAAACGAUACAUGUGCUAUAGCUGUAACAAAUUUUUUAAACGAGCAACAGAAGUUUUCAACAAUACCUCGCCAGCAAGAGAUUCAAAUUAAUUCCGAAAAUUUAAACAUGCUCCAAUAUAAAUACAACAUAAAAUAUUUGUGCUUGGAAGAACAUGGCAAAGCUUUGAGAUCAAUGCAAAGUCCAACUCAGUCAUUUGGUACUUCCCCAAAUACACUGAAUAAUUGCUUAUUUCAGAAUACUUAUGAACUGUUAAUGCGUACUGUAAAUUUCGAAAUUUCAAAAGAAGUUACCUGUAGUAGCAUUAUUUCGGAUAUGACGUCACUAAACAAAUUAGCGGAUUUGAUGAAGACCUUCUUAUACUAUGAAGUUUUUACCAGCGAGAAUUUAUCGCAGUGUCCACUAAUUAAACGUAUUGGGUUUUUCCUUAGUCAUAUGGAGUUUCAAUUAAAAAAUAAUGAUCCUCGAAAUACAGAACGUACAGAAUUAUUAGAAGUUCUCCAACAUUUGGAACCGUUUGUAAAAACUUUUACUUCCAAUGUUGCGUUGAUACAGUUUUUGGAAUCACAACCAUUGGAUGAGUUCAUUAACUUUUUGGGAACAAGUUUGUCACACAGUGCUUCUGAACAUAUACGAAGUAAAAGCGGUGACUGGGCUGAUAUACGUUUUAUAUCGUUACGAAUACUAGCUGAGUUAUGUGCUAGUAAUACCCAUCAAAAAGAUGCAUUCCACCAUAUUUCACGAUAUGUUUUCAAUAUACGUAAUGAUUUGGAUAUUAUUCUUCCACUUAUAAAAAUAUUUUGCAAGCGUAUGAGAAAAGCCGAGCUUGAAAACUGCUCAAUAGGCGAAUGGUUCGUUGAUAAACUAAAGCUUAUCUUCAAAUUGUAUUAUACCGAUCUUAAAAUUAUCGAUAGAUUAGUGGACAUGCUUCCAGAGAUCUUCGAAUAUGUCUACUCAAAUAAUGAGUUAUUGAAUAAUAUGGUCGUGGCAUUAAUGUCUUUACUCAAAAUAGCAUACAAAAAGAACUAUUCUACGCGGAUUACAACCAACUUAAUAAAAAGCGUGCGUUUAAUUUCGGAAAAAUGCGAAGGAAUCUGGAUGCAAACCGGUUUUGUUAGUAUUUGUACAUCAGUGAUAAAAUUUUUGGCCUUUCAAUCGCUUAGUAUCCAAUUUUCUGUGAUAAGCACUCUAAUAUCGUUAAUGGAUGGAGAUUGGUUGAAAAAUACAACAACAAAGUUUAAUAUUAACGAACAUCAGAAGAUGUGUGAACAGCUGUUUUCAACAAUAAAUUUGAAAGAUCUAUCGGAUUCAACUAUCGACUUAGUACAAAAUAGGAACUCAGUAGUGGUGCAACUCUUAGUAGCUCUCGUCGGUUUUAGUUCUUAUUACCAGGAACAUGCUUUAAUUGAGUUGGGAAAUUUUUAUGCUUCAAAAAAAUUAGUGGAAGCCGAUUUAAAAGAGUUUACACAGAUAUGUAAAUUUUUUGGUAGUUCACAAUCGGAAUUGAUCAAACCUUAUAUAAACAGUUUAAUCACAUCAUGGAUAUCUAAAGAAUGGCCAAUUUUAAAAUUUCCGUAUUUCCUCUGUUAUUCUCAUAGAGAUGAUUUUAUUAAGGAAAAUAUUGCUAUUAUUGUGGCGUGUACAUUGCUACAUAUUCCAACUGCAGAUUUAAAAAAACUGAACAAAUAUGCAACUGAUGAAGAGCUUAUUAAGAACUCCCUUCCAAUUUUGGAAGCAUUCUUGCUGCCCUACAAGUCAUGCCCACAAUCUCAAACAGAAAAGUACAAGAAGUAUAUCAGUAUAUUAAAGGAAAAUUUAAAGCGACUGAAAAUAGCUUUCCCUCAAUCAAAAAUACUCGAUUGGAGGACAAUAUAUUUUACUUACACAAUUUUAAAAGUUGAUAACCUUACUACGGAGACUUUUGAGUUCCCAAGUCUGCGUGUCAAAUCAUCUUGGUACAACUUAAAUUACGAAUCAUUAAAAAAGUCCCUUAAUGUGUAUGUGGCUGAUCAUAACGACGUUGGUGAACCAAAAAUGCUAUUUUCAUCUAUUUGUAACCAACCACUUGAGUUCUUAAAAGUGCUUGGUGCUCUUAAAGCAGACAUAUAUUCGUGUGUUUUUUCAAAUACAAAAAUGUCGAGCUUUUAUAAAUAUUGUAUUGCAAUUGAUAUGAUCAUUGACUCCAUCCCAGCGCACAUUAAUUUCGAAAAAGAUAGCAAUAUUGCGGAGUUCUUUGCUAGUGAUGGAAUUUUAUUUAUAACACAAUGUCUCCAAAAAGUGCGCUAUACUGAAUUGCAGAAGAUUGGAAUCCUUUUUUUGCAACAUUUCUUCGAAAAGUCUUUUAUGUCUGUUGGUGGGGGAAAAAAGAUUAUAAAAAACCACCUGAAUGAGAUAACGAAAUGUUUAAUUACAUUGGCUGAAAACAAUUCGUCCCAGGAAUCAGAAUUGUCUCUUAAGUUAUUACACUACCUCUUCAAUGAAUUCGGUGAAGAUGCUAUGGUAUUUGAUCAACUUCCUGACUCGGAGAACUUUUUGGAACUAUGCAAACUUCAAAGUAAACGGCCAAGGUCGCCUAAUAACAUUAAAGAUUUGUUGAAAAUAUUGGACUCUUCUAUUUUGAUACAAAAAUGCAGCCAUGACUCAUUAGGAACAAUAAGACAAUAUAUAGCGAAAAAUAAAGAAAAACUGUACCUAGAUGGAAAACUUUUCUGUAACCUGAUUCGUAGGCUUCUGGAAGUAGUCUGUAUUGCUCACAAUAAUAAUUUACGUUUAGAAGCUGCAAAAUGUCUUGGGGAAAUUGGUUCACUUGAAAUACCUAAUGCUUCAUUUUAUUUUGAAAUGAAUUCCUCUUUCUAUGACAACAUUACGAGUUCAAUAGGAAGUAGUGAACUUUUCUCACUAAGUGCCGCAAAAAUAUUGGAAACAACUUUGAGCCAAUUCGAAGCCACCACCUAUGAAUCCGUGCUUGCAGUAACAACACAGUUAAUCAAUACUAAAAGUUCCAAAUCAAUUAUAGAUCAACAUCCAUAUUUACAAAUUUUUCAAAGCGGUAACCAGACAAAACCCGAAUGGUAUCCAAGCGGUAAUAUUUCCGCUAUAGAUUGGCUAGAGAUUUUAAACUCAACCGGUGCCUUAGAAUGGAGUAAAUGGAUUUGUGCCUUUUCCAGUAAAGCGUUUGAAAGCUGCGGUUGGAUAUCAUUUUCUAAUUUAGCAUUACGAGACACGUAUUUUGCAAACGAAAUCAUUUUGCCAUUCAUUACGUUGUUAAUGUCAAAUAAGGAACGACACAUGAAUAGUAUUAUGUUAAUGCUUCAACAUUAUUUUAAGGAGCUCAGCACUGUUCUUGAUACUGAAGGUAGUCAGCAUAUUAAUGUUCAGGAGAUUUAUAAGGAUAAACGAAUAAUAAAAAUUUUUUUAAAUAUUUGUGAAUGCAUUCGUGCCAAUAAUGAAUGUUCUAUACCAAUGAAUCAUCUGCAUAUCGCUAAAGCCAGUAACCAGUGCCAAGCUUUUUUUAUGACGAUCCUUUACACGGAGUUGUGGACGCUAUCAAAUAAUGAAAUGAAUGUUAAUCAUAUAAAGUUAGACGAUAAACUGAAAAAUCCAACCUUUCAGCAAGUUGCUACAAAGGCUUACAAAUCUAUUGGCUGUUACGAUGCCAUCUCUGGUUUCCUAUCCCCCAUACAAUCUCGUCUUGAAUUUUUAAAUUUAAGCAACAAUUGGUCCGAAAUGUUGCUUCAAAAUUCGUUUGAAAAUGCAGCAUCAAGUGAUCUGUGCACUGCUGCAUUAAAACGAAAUGGCAUUUUGUGUCUAGCCGAUUUAGGGAGCAAGAGCACCGACAAGUCCGUUGACCAUGAGGUACUGUGGCGGUUAUGCCAAUGGGAUAUGCCUGUGGAAGGCCAUUUGAGAGUAAAUAUUGCAAAUAAUCAAGAAGAAGAAUUUAAGAAGCAUCAUUUUAAUGCUCUUAAAUGCCUUUACAACCGGGAGCAACAAAAUUGCUUAGCUGCUAUAGCAAAUGCUCGGCAGUGUGUGAUUCACAACCUAAUGGGAAUAAGCAUCGAGUGUCUUCAAAGUGUAUACAAAUAUCUUACUUGGUUGCACACACUACAACAAGCUGAGGACUUUUGUCAAGUACAAUUUAUUUCCGACCUGGAUAUUAAGUCAAUAUUUGCUAAAUGGCAAUUGGAUAAUAACCUAAAGUAUGGAGGGUUUUAUUGCAAAGAAAUGUUACUAUCUCAUCAGAUAACCCUUUUCAAAACGGCUGGCAUACGUGGUCAAAGGAGGAUAAUAGAAUUUUUCAAAUAUAGCCCAAUAGAAACUUCUUUGUUGAAUGUUAUUAAAGAAUGUAAGAAAUCGGGCGAAAUAAGUUUGGCGAAACGCAACAUAUUAGCUCUUAGGGAAAUUGAAAUUGCAAAUGAACACGUUAAGCUGAAUUUGUUAUUGGAAGACGCUGAAAUAUCUUUUCGCUGUGGAAAUAUAGAAAUCACUGAAGCACUGCUAAAACAUGCUUUGACACAUAAAGAUUUAGGCGCAUGCCCACAACAAGCGCGUGCUCUGCGAAUGUAUGGAGAAUUUCUUCUAGAAACAAAUUCACAGAGUUUUGAAUAUGUUUUGGAAAAGAUGUUUACCAGGUCAAUGCUUUACUUGGAGAAAAUAUUUAAAUCUCAAAAGUACAGAGAAUAUGACGAGUUGAGUUUCUUGUAUCUGGAUGAUCUGAAACCCGCCGAUUUCGAAAAUGAAAACAAGAAAGAGGCCUAUAAAGUGAUAGCAAAGUAUGCCGAUCGCGAAUAUGUACAAUCGAACAUGCUCAUAAACUCCGAAGAAUUCAAGCUAAAGCGGCAAAUUAUAUUACAAAAUAGGCAAACCGCAGAUUCAAUCGGCAGACAAAACAAAGAUCGGGAUAUUAACCAUGGAGUUAUCAUAAUGAAGAAAUACGCUAGUUUAGAUGAAACCGAAAUCAAAUUUGUUGAAGAGAAACGCACCAAUGACCUUUGCAUUGCUGUGAAGAAUUAUAUGAAAUUAUGUCAAAUUGAUUCUGGCUUUUCAAGCGCUGAAGUAUAUAGGAUUAUUGCAAUGUGGUUCGCCAACAAACAAGAUGAGGCGUUGCAAAAAGAAAUCAAGGAUAACAUUAAUAUUAUACCUUCCUAUAAGUUUAUUUGUGCUUUAAAUCAGAUAACUGCAAGACUCAGUGCUAAACAUAUAGAAUUUGUGUCCAUUAUCAAAGAAAUAUUAGUGAAGUGUCUACAGGAUCAUCCCCAUCAUACUCUUUAUCAACUCUACCCUUUGAUAUUCGAUGACUCGGGCAAUAAAGUCAACAAGACUCGAUCUAGUAUUGCAGCCGAAAUAAUAACCAGGGGAAGAAACACUUCCAAUGCGCACUGCGCGAAACAGUUGGCAUUAGUAUUUCCAGCUUUAAUUCAGUUCGCCAAUGUUGAAGCUGAAAAGAGUUCAACAAUGUCAUUAGGUGAUAAAUUGAAAAGAAUGAAGUGCUUAGAUGCUGUUCACUGCCCCACCAUUGAGCUACCGGUAUUGCCUAGUAAGGACUACACAAUAACAAGUAUCAUAAAGUGGGAUGAAAGAGUUUCGUUAGUAGGCGGCAUUAACGCUCCAAAGAAACUGAUGUGCUUGUGCUCUGACGGAAAAUCCCGCCCACAACUCUUAAAAGGUAGAGAUGAUUUACGUCAAGACGCUGUAAUGCAACAAUACUUUUCACUGAUGAACACUUUGUUAUGCUGUGAUCCAAAAACUAGUGAACGAAAAAUUAGUAUCCGCACUUAUAAAGUUGUGCCGCUUUCCAUGCGAAGUGGAAUAUUGGAAUGGUGUGAGAAUACCGUUCCGAUCGGCUUAUAUCUGGGCAGUGGAAGCGAUAAAUCUGGCGCACAUAGAAAGUAUCGCCCUUCUGACAUCACACCACAAAAGUGCCGCCAAAUAUCCAUGCAACAUCUGAAAUCCGAUCUACAAAAACGUUUGUUAGUUUAUGAGCAAAUUUGUGCGCAAAUCAAACCAGUUUUUCAUUAUUUUCUGCUUGAAAAAUUUGUGGUUCCAGGUAUUUGGUUCGAACGCCGACUAGCUUAUACAAACAGUUUGGCUGCUAAUUCCAUGGUUGGCUUCGUAGUUGGGCUUGGCGAUCGGCAUACGCAAAACAUACUGAUUGAUGAACAAAGUGCGGAAUUAAUUCAUAUUGAUUUUGGGAUAGCUUUCGAGCAGGGAAAAAUAAUGCCAACUCCUGAAACUGUACCAUUUCGUCUUACCCGAGAUAUGGUAGCACCCAUGGGCAUUUGUGAAACAGGCGGUGUUUUUAAAAAGGCUUGUCAAGCAACGCUGGAGGUGUUGCGUAAAAAUCAUUCCGUAAUAAUUACAAUACUUGAAGUGUUGCUUUAUGAUCCGCUCUACAUUUGGAAUGUAGUACCCUCACCAGGUGGCUCAAAUGAUGAUGAGAAAAACUUAACAGCACAACGCGCUUUAUUAUGUGUGCAACACAAGUUGGAAGGAAGGCUAAGUAGCAUCACAAGUGCGGUCAAUACAGACGUUCAAGUUCAAAGGUUAAUAAAUGAUGCUGUCUCUAAGCAAAAUUUAUGUCGUCUGUAUCCUGGCUGGGAUCCGUACCUAUAGAUUAUGUUUUGUUGUCACAUUUUUUUUUAUAUAUAUUUGUUAAAUAAAUAAAUACUAAUUCACGAUGAA